Zingiber officinale is the source of this 567-nucleotide messenger RNA. RefSeq lists its product as uncharacterized. The transcript is spliced from 2 exons. The record is from RefSeq and is a predicted model, not a curated record. Lineage: Eukaryota; Viridiplantae; Streptophyta; Magnoliopsida; Zingiberales; Zingiberaceae. Bases 1 to 567 code for a protein of 188 amino acids.
AUGUCGAAGUUCGUAAAGUUCUUAAAGGGUAUUUUAUCUAACAAGAGGCAGAAGGGUGACUUCGAGACCGUAGCAUUAACAGAGAAUUGCAGCGCCCUCCUUAUGGCAAACUCUCCACCAAAGCUUCAGGAUCCAGGAAGUUUCUCCAUACUAUGCAAAAUUGGUUCUGAACGCAUACCGAGAGCUCUCUGCGACUUGGGGGCCAGUGUUAGCCUACUUUCGUACUCUUUAUGUAAGAAGCUGGGCCUCCAGAACAUUAAAUUGACCACUAUGGCACUGCAAUUAGUUGACCAUUCAUGCAGAUACCCAAUGGGAAUAGUGGAAGACGUGCGAGUAGAAGUGGGUGGAUGUAUAGUUCCCACAUAUUUCAUUAUCUUGGAUAUGGAGGAAGACCCCAAGAUGUCGAUCAUCCUUGGAAAACCAUUCCUUGCCACAUCUGGAGCCAUCAUCGAUGAUGUGCAGAGCCUCCAUAAGCUGGUCGUGAGCAUUUCAUGGGCAUGGAGGCGUCAGAGGAACCGAAAGAGCGAAGGGCGAGUCACCGUGAGCCUAAAGGAGUCGGCCGUGUGA